Molecule: messenger RNA, 1158 nt
Organism: Eucalyptus grandis
Lineage: Eukaryota; Viridiplantae; Streptophyta; Magnoliopsida; Myrtales; Myrtaceae
Product: autophagy-related protein 101
Exons: 7
Coding region: 234-890 (218 amino acids)
Biological process (GO): autophagy; autophagosome assembly
Cellular component (GO): phagophore assembly site
Source: RefSeq, a predicted model, not a curated record
GAAGCUUUCUUUCAAAGCCAAAAGAGCUCGAUCAGAGUUCGCAGAAAGGAGGAGCUUGUAGCCAUUAGCGUUCAAGGCAAGAUCAGCCGGCACUGUCUCUCAAUCCGCCCCUCUCAACUCGCCGCAAAAUCCACCUCGUCGAUCGAGGGUUCCUUCCCUUUAGCUCCUCCUUCCCCGAUCGACCGAUCAGCAGAAGAAAGUUCGCAUUUUUAUCUUCUGGGUCCUUCGCGAUCAUGAACUGCGAAGUCUGCAAUCUCAAAGAACUGGAGGUGGAGCACUACGAGAUCCGGGAAGUGCUCCGAUGUGUACUGCACACUAUCAUCUUCCACCGAGCUUUAGGCCUUGUGCGGCCCAAAGAAAUCGACUUGGAACUUUUCGAAAUUACAUAUGUGCAAUGUGGGGAUCCAGAAGUUGAGAAGAAAAUUGAAGAGAAGAUAGAGCAAUUCAUUGGUUGGGUCGAGAAGCAUCCAAAUAAGAAAAGCCAGAUAUGUUUAUCCUUCUAUGAAGUCAAAAACAAACAUGGAUCAUGGUUCAGCAAACAAAUUGAACAACUACAUUGGGAACAUUGGUAUAUCAAUUUGAAUGUGGCCCAACAACCGAAAGUACAGUCUGUCAAGUCGCAUAAUUCCAAAGUUGUUGACACUGGGGAGAAUAACCUAGAGGAUAGAAGCAUCCGCAGGGCAGCACUGGAAGCCUCGCUUCGGGAUGUUCUGUUUCAGAUAAUAAGAUUCGUGAAUGACAAAAAGGAACAUGUACCCCCAAUCCCAAAUCGCGAAGGAGUCAUCUCAUUUCCAUAUGAAAUUAUUCUCCCAAGUUCAUCGGAUUCUGCAUUUGGAAUGGACAUGAUCAAGAGGAUGCUUCAGACUGGACAUCCUACUAUGCUGAGCUGAUUAACAUAUUUAGAUGUGGUAUCUGGUGUUAUGAAGUGGCUUCAUAUCUCUAUACCGGUUAACUCUGUGUACAUAUUCCCGAUGGACAAAAGCUGCUGAAGCAUCAUAUAAGCGACGUACGUUUGCAUAAAUAUCCGCUUGUCAUUGUACAUACCAAUUUGUAUCUAUAGUCGGAACUUUUCCCUGUGCAUUGCUGUAAUUUCCAUUCUCUCUGUAUUCCGCAGUUGAGUUCAAUUGACAGUACUAUCUUACUCAUGUUAAAUUUGUC